CGUGGAAGUGGGCGUGGCCAGGGGUGGAAUCCCAGAGCCGUCGGUGCGCGUGGGGAGAGCGGGACAGCGGCGGGGCUGGAAGGGGCUCUCCCGUCCUCCUCCCGUCCUCCCCUCCUGGCCCUCGCCAUGCUGGGCUUCCUCGUGGGCUACGUGGUCUUCUGCCUGCCGGGCUCGGCCUCGGGCGUCUCCGCUCGUGGGGCGGCGGGGCUGCGCUUGCCUUGCCCGCUGCCCCCGCUCCCGAGGGCCGCCCCCGCCCUGCUCCCCGAGCGGCCCUUCCUCCUGGUGCCGCCCGAGGACGAGGAGGAGGAGGAGGAGGAGGAAGGCGGCGAGGAAGGGGAGCGUGGCGCCCCCGCCGCCCCCCGCAGGCGCUUCCCGCAGGCGCUGAUCGUGGGCGUCAAGAAGGGCGGGACGCGCGCCCUCCUCGAGUUCCUCCGCGCCCACCCCGACGUCCGCGCCCUCGGCGCCGAGCCCCACUUCUUCGACCGCGGAUACGCGAAGGGCCUCGCCUGGUACAGAAACCUGAUGCCCAGGACCUCGGAGGGCCAGAUCACCAUGGAGAAGACUCCCAGCUACUUUGUGACCAAGGAGGCCCCUCGGCGCAUCUACAACAUGUCCAGGGACACCAAGCUGAUUGUGGUGGUGCGCAACCCGGUCACGCGGGCCAUCUCGGACUACACGCAGACGCUCUCCAAGAGCCCGGGUCUCCCCGGCUUCCAGGCGCUGGCCUUCAAGAACCUGAGCACGGGCCUUAUCGACACCUCCUGGAGUGCUCUGCGCAUUGGGAUCUAUGCCAAGCACUUAGAGCACUGGCUGCGCUACUUCCCCGUCUCCAGCUUCCUCUUUGUCAGCGGCGAGCGGCUGGUCAGCGACCCGGCCAGGGAAGUGGGCCGCGUCCAAGACUUCCUGGGCCUCCGGCGCCUGGUGACGGACAAGCACUUCUACUUCAACCAGACCAAGGGCUUCCCCUGCUUGAAGAAGCCCGAAGGCGGUGGCGGCAGGCCCCGGUGCCUGGGGAAAUCCAAGGGGCGGCCGCACCCCAAGAUCGACCCCCAAGUCAUCCAGCGCCUCCAGGACUUCUACAGACCUUUCAACCUGAAGUUCUAUCAAAUGACGGGGCAGGAUUUCGGGUGGGAUUGAAAUGCCCCGUCUCUGAAGGUUUCCAAGCGGAGGGCUUGGAUUGUGUCUUCCUUCCUGGCCCUUAUGGCUUCCAAGCGCAGACUGAAUGGCCGCCUCUCAGGAGGGCUCGGAUUGUGUCAUCCUGCCUGGCCAGAAGGGAGUUGGAUUGGAUGGCCCUUGGCAUUUCCAAGCAGAGGCUAGAUGGCCAUCUGUGGGGAGGUCUUGAAUUGUGUGGCAAGGAAGGGGUUGGACUGGAUGGCUUUGAGGGUCCCUUCCAACUCUAUGAAAGGCAGCCAUCCCUCUAGUUUUCUGUGCAGUCCAAGGAGGCAAAGCACUUCAGAAGAAGUUCAUAGCAAAUUCUAUGACUCUUUGCACAUUGGAAAGGCUUUGAGGGGAAGUGGGCCAAGUGCGCCUAUGCGCAGGCAUAGACCCGGCCCCCCGAAAUCCAUCGUGUGCUGCAGUACUUACAGUCCGAGGGAAGCGGCUCCUGGGUCUCCUCUUCUUUCUAAUUUAUAUAUCUGGCCAGGAGAGGAGAAAUGUACUCUUUGCGGAGGAGAAAGGGAAAAUAUUUAAGAUGUCUUUUUUGGGUUCAAACCAACUAAGGGGAGCCCAGAUACAAAUAAACCUGGCGAAUAUUGAUUGAGUA
Molecule: messenger RNA, 1762 nt
Organism: Anolis carolinensis (green anole)
Lineage: Eukaryota; Metazoa; Chordata; Lepidosauria; Squamata; Anolidae
Gene: hs3st6
Product: heparan sulfate-glucosamine 3-sulfotransferase 6
Exons: 2
Coding region: 127-1137 (336 amino acids)
Molecular function (GO): sulfotransferase activity
Source: RefSeq, a predicted model, not a curated record